UGACCUCCUGAGGUCCCUUCCAACCCUGAGAUUCUGUGAUUCUAUGAAAUAACUCCAGGUUAAUUUUGGGGGGUAGGAGGAGAGAAAUACAAUCAAUUUUUCCCAAAUAGAGAAGGGAAAAAUAGAGACAUUUUACCUUCAUUCUUCUUAGUGGGGGUUAUAAAAAGUUGAGAACAAAAUAAAUGUAAAGCUAUGUGAAACAGCAAUUUGUUUCUAAAAUGAUGGUUGAAUUGGCAAGGACUCUGUGGAGGGAGAGUAGCAGAGGACAUUGGAAAUCUCUUGCUGUAAUAGCACUUUAAAAACUGCUGACGCUACCUGGAAAAUUUAAAAAUAAAAAUUCAGCUUUAAAGGUACACUGGCAGGAUAAGUGUCACCAUUUGAAAAAAAAAAUAUCCUUACCUAUGCCAUGUUACUAACAAUACCUUAGACUGUUAAAAUGGAACCAUCUACAAUCUUCUUCACCUUUCACUAAUAAUUAUUUGAGGUUCUUCUAAGAUCCCACUUCCUCAAAGGCUCUACAUAGCAGAAAUUAUCCCUCUGGCCCAGGAAGGAAGGAUGUAACUCCCUCUAUGGCUUGUGAAUGCUGCUCUUGCAGUCAGCCCGAGGGGACUGUCAGACAGUGAGGCAAGGCACUCCACUCCCCUCAGGAGCUAAGGGGGCUGUCUGUUCUUAGCAACAUUCAGAGUUCUGCACCUAUGUUGCUACACUAAAAAUCCCCAGAAACACACACAUGAACCCUCUUUAAUGCAGGUAUUGAGGUGGACUCAGCUGUUGCGAAAUGAUGGGGAAAAUUCAGACCCAGGAGAUAUUCGCCUUUGAUAGCAGCAAUUGUAUUGCUUGCCCCACUGCCAACACAUGCCAAGAAAACUUCACCUUUCCGCCUCAAGGGGCUGAAAGGAAUUCAUCCAUGAGCAGUCAGUUCAUACCAUUGCAUUUGGCAGGCUGAUGGUUAUGUGACUUGUCAAGUGACUUAACUUAAUUGUUCCCCACCACCCUCCCCAUCAAAGACAAGUGUAUCUUUUCCAUAGCAAAUUGCCAGGUGCAUAGAUUUAGUAGAUCGUUUAAACUUUAUUAAAUAGAGAGGAAAACACACACACGAGGAACCUCCCUGUUCUGUGUACUCUCAACAUGUUAUAAAUAUACUGUGUAUUUCUCUUUCCAAUUGACUGCUCCCAUCAAAAGAUGCCAGCCUAAGGGAUUCAUAGAGUUUUCACAUCCCUAGCACAGCACUGAAGGACAGAAAAGGACAGCAGUCACCAGAUGCUGAUUAUUCUGAGGAAGCACCCUCCUUAAUGCAAUUAUAUUUCUAUUAGAUGCUUCAGCAUUAUGUAAAGAGACAUUGUCAGCUAGUUCAAGGCUCAAAAUGUAUUUAUUUGUUGUUAAGGUAAUUUAUAAAACCGUAGAAAUGUGUUCUCCCUGAACUGAGGAAAAAAAACAACUUUAGAUUGCAGGGUGGUCAGGGACUGCUCGCAAAGCAGGGCUAAUAAAGAAGGGCAAAUAUUAUAUUCACUUAGGACCUUCUAUCCAAGGAAUUAAAUCAGACUUUAAUGAGUUAAGCCUUCCAGUCCCCUUGUGAAGUAGAUCAACAGUUGUUAUUUUACAAGUGGAGAAGCUGGGACACAGAGACAUUAAGUGACAUGACCGAGGCUACACAGUGAGUCUGUGGCAGAGCAUGUCUCCUGCUCCAGUGACAUAAGUGAGGAUAUAAGUCCUCUUGUUUCAGGUAUUACGUUCUUCCAGGAUUGCUGUCAUGGUUCUUAAAGUCUUCUUCCCCUCUUGCUGUGCCACAGCAGAAAGUGGCCUUUUGAUUGGCCGUUGGAUCCCAGAACAGAACUCUGCUGUUGUCCUCGCUGUGGUCCACUUCCCUUUUAUUCCUGGCCAGGUGAAGCAGUAUCUUUCUGAGGUCCAGCGGGUGACUCAGGUCAAUAUGUGUGUGCUGGGCUCAUGGAGUAACAGCAAACAGGAGAAGGAAGAGGUCCUGGACAAGUUCCUGGAAGAUCUCAGCACAAUCUUUUCCCAUGAGCCCUGGAUACAGCUCAACAAAGAGAGAGACAGUAGGGUAUGGAGCUGCUGUAUCUUUCAGAAAUACCCUAGCAGCCCCAAGGAAGAUGAAUUCAUCUUAGUAUAUUAUGACCAGCGCAAAGUAAUGCUUUCACAGUUGCAUCCCACAGACAACCUGACCACGUCUGCUGACCAUAAGGGAAAUGAUGCCUCAAAACUAGGUGCUGUGUUUGAGACAGUUGCAAAGAGCAAGGUACUAUUCAUGACAGACAGAUACGAUGAUGGGCCCAUCAAGCUGACUCACUGGCAGUCAGAAGGAGUGGAAGCCAGUAUUAUCGUGGAGCUGAUGAAGCAGGCUUCUGUCCCUGUGUGUAUGCUGCUGACAUUCCUGCUUUCACUUGUCUCCAGUGUCUAUAAAAGCAGAGUGCUGAAGCUUUGGCCUUUGUCUUUCAUCUGGAGUAAACUCUCAACUUGUGAACAAUUGGGGCACCGACUGGAGCACCUCCAGAUCAUCAGCAGCAACAGGAAGGCUCAGAACCAGACGCAACUAAUGAGGAAAGCAAACAUCUUUGUUUCUCUCCUCAUUGACAUGGCUCUGGGAAUACUGCUAAUGUCCUGGCUGUACAGAGAGAAUCGGAUUGGUCAGCUUGCCGACACACUCAUCCCAGUGGCUGAUCAUAUAGCCAAAGAGCUCCAGGACCUGCUUCAGUGGCUAAUGGGAGUGCCAGCCGGUUUAAAAAUGAACCGGGCAUUGGACCAGGUGUUAGGCCGGUUCUUCCUUUAUCACAUUCACCUGUGGAUUAGCUAUAUCCACCUGAUGUCUCCAUUCAUUGAGAUGAUCCUCUGGUAUGUUGGCCUGUCAGCCUGUCUGGGCCUGACUGUAGCGCUUUCCAUCCUCUCUGACAUCAUUGCACUCCUGACCUUCCAUAUCUACUGCUUCUAUGUCUAUGGAGCCAGGCUCUACUGCCUGAAGAUCUAUGGCUUGUCAUCUCUCUGGCGCCUGUUCCGCGGGAAGAAGUGGAAUGUCCUGAGACAGCGGGUGGAUUCCUGCUCCUAUGACUUGGAUCAGUUAUUCAUUGGCACUUUGUUAUUUACAAUCCUGCUGUUUCUUCUGCCCACAACUGCACUGUAUUACUUGGUGUUUACCCUGCUUCGUCUGCUGGUGGUGGUUGUGCAGGGCCUGAUCCAUCUGCUCGUGGACCUCAUUGACUCUCUGCCCCUUUAUUCAGUCAUCCUUCGGCUCUGCAGAUCCUACAGACUUGCAGCUGGCGUGAAGUUCAGAGUCCUUGAACAGAAGGCUGGAAAACCCCUUCGACUCUUAAUGCAGAUAAAUCCUCUGUCCUAUGGCAGCGUGGUGCAGACGUACAGGCUCCCAACCUAUGCUUGUUACCCUAAGGAUUCCUGGAGCUCUCUGUGCAAGAAGCUGUUUGUUGGAGAGCUGAUCUACCCUUGGAAGCAUAAAGGGGAGAAGCAGGACUAAAGGGAAGCAAAUGAGCCAGGCCUGAAAGAAUGAGCCAAAAACCACCGUUCAAACCCACUCACGGCUCCCAGGCCCAGUGAGCCUGGACCCAGCAGCUGCUAGCUGGGACAAUACUGUCAAAUCCUCUGCUGAGACUUUGGUAAUGUGCGAGGAGGGGCUUCAUUUUAAAUGGGAGUGUUUUUAUAUAAUCUCCUUCAGCUUUCCCCUUCCUAUAUGGCCCCAUCCAGCUGACUUGGUUUCCAGGCUGUUCUCUGUUAAUGAAGUGUUAUUCCACCCUAGAUUACACUGUUCCUGCCUGGCAGCACUAGGGGCCAGAGGUUUAACCCUUCAGUGCCUCUCCACAGCAGCAUACCAUGUAAGCCAGGGAAUAGCUCCUGAUUGGCCUGAUGGUCUGUUAGUCUUUCUAUGUAAGUUCAUGGGGCCAUAUUAAAGCUGCCCUGGGACCUGAGGGUGAUUAAAGCCAAAACGCUGAGGUGGAUUAUUACAUCCAGGUAUUCUGGACCUUUCAAAUUCAUGUGUUCAAGCCAAUUCAUCAAAUGCAUGCUCCCAAACUGGAUGGUCAGCUUGGAAACAGUACUGGUAUGUAGCUGUCCCAUUUGUCCCAUUGCUUUUUCUUUGGUAGUAGAAUUGGCUUUAUCCCACUGCAGCACCAUAGCAAGGGUGAGCAUAGAAAAAAUGUAGCAUGGAGGCCAGAAAACACACACUGCUCUGGGACCAUGCCUAACCCACCAUUUACAGCAGGGACAGACAGAGGUAGGGUUUCACCACAAAAAAUCAUCUUUGGCCUAAAUAUUCUUAAUGGACUAGUGAUGUUGGAUGCGUCUGUUUCUCAGUGCCCAAUCUGAGACCCUUUAAAGGAGCCUGAUUUUUGGACAGUCCAGACCCUGUAACGGCUCACAAAAUCGGCCUCUAAAACUACUAGUUGCUUUGGAAAAUGUAGACCCCAUUUCUUAAGAAUACUUUUCUUGCUUACGGUACUAACCUCCAGAUCACAAUGAAAACAAUGGUCUCUUUCUCUGUCAGAUUUUAAGUACAUACACAUUAUGGUGUCUGUUCCCCUUUCAAAGUGUUCCUCCUAUUAACCCGAAUGGGAAAUACAUUAAUGUGUUGGC
Messenger RNA from Chelonia mydas (Green sea turtle), 4593 nucleotides. It is a transcript of the gene PIGQ, whose product is annotated as phosphatidylinositol glycan anchor biosynthesis class Q. The record is from RefSeq and is a predicted model, not a curated record. Bases 1751 to 3481 code for a protein of 576 amino acids. The transcript has 11 exons. Gene Ontology annotation, cellular component: endoplasmic reticulum; membrane. Gene Ontology annotation, biological process: GPI anchor biosynthetic process. Lineage: Eukaryota; Metazoa; Chordata; Testudines; Cheloniidae.